Messenger RNA from Aspergillus fumigatus Af293, 1353 nucleotides. It is a transcript of the gene isn1, whose product is annotated as IMP 5'-nucleotidase ISN1. The record is from RefSeq and is a predicted model, not a curated record. The coding region runs from base 1 to 1353 and encodes 450 amino acids. Gene Ontology annotation, molecular function: magnesium ion binding. Gene Ontology annotation, biological process: nucleotide metabolic process; inosine salvage; nicotinic acid riboside biosynthetic process. NCBI's taxonomy places the organism in Eukaryota, Fungi, Ascomycota, Eurotiomycetes, Eurotiales, Aspergillaceae. The transcript is spliced from 5 exons.
AUGACCACUCGGUAUCGCGUUGAAUUCGCAUCGUCGAGACCAACUGGUAAGUUCUUCACGGCGCGUCUCAACGGCCAAACUAACAUCUUCCAGAUUGAAUGGAUCAAAGGCCUUCUGGCGGUCCCCUUUGUGCUGCACUCGCAGCCCACCGCUGUCUACCAGGAACAUAGCGAGAACCUCGUGGCCGUAGCAGCCGAUACCCAUCAGCGCUACGCGGAGAUCUUCCGGGAUGUUGAGAAGCUCAUCGACGACCACAGUAGGCCUCUUGCCCCCCCCCCCCCCCCUGUUCUCGCUUCCCAUCUAACCCUGUCAGUCGACCAUGAACGCAACGCCGCCCCGGGCAAGUCCAAACUGAAACUCCUCGUCCCGACCGCGGGCUCUUUCUUCAGCCGGCUCCCGCUCGAAGACGCCUUCAAAUACCAAGACGCAAAACGCAUGAUCAGCCGCCGUCGCUUCGUCGCCCCCUCCUUCAACGACAUCCGCCUCACCCUCAACACCGCCCAGCUCCUCGGCCUCGUCCGCGGGCCCGGUCUCGACCUCGUCACCUUCGAUGGAGACGUCACCCUCUACGACGACGGCGCCUGCCUCACCCCGGACAACCCCGCCAUCCCGCGCAUCAUCCGCCUCCUGCACCAGGGCGUGCGCAUCGGCAUCGUCACCGCCGCCGGCUACACCGAGGGCGCAAAGUACUACGAGCGCCUCAAGGGCCUCCUCGACGCCGUCCAUGACUCCUCCUCCCUCACCCCCGCCCAGAAAGACGGCCUGGUCGUCAUGGGCGGCGAGAGCAACUUCCUCUUCCGCUUCGACUCGGCCUCGCCGCACCGCCUCUCCUACGUCCCCCGCCCGGAGUGGCUCCUCGACGAAAUGAAGUCCUGGAACCAGGAGGAUAUCACCCAGCUGCUCGAUAUCGCGGAGUCUUCGCUGCGCGCUUGCGCCGCGAACCUUAACCUCCCUGUUGCUGUACUCCGCAAGGACCGCGCCGUCGGCGUCUACCCCUACGACCGGAGCAAGAUCCACCGCGAGCAGCUCGAGGAGACCGUCCUCGUCGUGCAGAAUACAGUGGAACGAUCUGUCGUCGGCUCUCGACUGCCCUUUUGCGCGUUUAACGGCGGAAAUGACGUCUUCGUCGACAUCGGCGACAAGUCCUGGGGUGUGCGCGCUUGUCAGCGGUAUUUCGGAGGGAUUGAGCCGUCGCGCACGCUCCAUGUUGGCGAUCAGUUUCUCUCGGCUGGCGCGAAUGAUUUCAAGGCUCGUUUGGCAUCGACGACUGCCUGGAUUGCCAGUUUGACGGAAACAGUGCAGCUACUCGACGAACUGGAGGAGAUGCAGAAGGCGGAGAAGAAUCGAUCUUGA